This is a messenger RNA of Canariomyces notabilis, 1735 nucleotides long. RefSeq names its product DUF689-domain-containing protein. Bases 174 to 1268 code for a protein of 364 amino acids. Gene Ontology annotation, biological process: iron-sulfur cluster assembly. The transcript is spliced from 4 exons. Gene Ontology annotation, cellular component: cytoplasm. The record is from RefSeq and is a predicted model, not a curated record. NCBI's taxonomy places the organism in Eukaryota, Fungi, Ascomycota, Sordariomycetes, Sordariales, Chaetomiaceae. Gene Ontology annotation, molecular function: iron-sulfur cluster binding.
CCUCCCCAUCGUCAUAACCCAACAAACAGCCUCUCCGGUUUGCGCACUCGACCUCUGAGCAUCCCCUCUUGUCUAUCUCUCCCAUUUACGAAUCUUGCCUCUCUUCACAUUCCAAAAAAACGAGAAUUAAGGAGAACACGCCCGUAUUCCUCUACCGAAUUACCCCGCCAAAAAUGGCGCCAAUCUUCCUAGACACGACCCCCGAUUUCGAUUCCAGCCCCGCCGCCAUGUCCAACACCACAACCGCCACGAGCACGACCCAACGAACCCUCCUCCUCGCCCCGCCCUCCCUCGCCGCCCGCGAAGACCGCCUCAGCGCGCUCUUCUCCGUCUACAGCCGCGCCGCCACGGAUCUGCAGAUGCUGGACCGCCUCGCCGCGGGGCUGGUCACGCUCCCCGCCGCGACGUACGACCUGGUGCUUGUGCUGACCGACCCAGACGGCAGCCGGCGCGCCGAGGCGGGCGCGCUGCUCGCCGACCGCGCCGUGUGGGCGCGCCUCGUGCCCGCCAUCAAGCCCGGCGGCAAGCUGAGGAGUGAGGACGGGAGUCUUGGCGGCGGGGGUCCUUCUGCUGGUGGGGUGGAGGCGCGCGAGGCGGUGCUUGCGGGUCUGGUCGCUGUUCCCGGCGGCGACGGGUUCACCAAGCCCGAGUAUGCCGAGGAGGAGGUUGUGCCGCUGCGGUUUGAGAGGGGCAAGAAGACCAACGGGGAGGUGAACGGGGCGGCGAGGAGCUCGGCCGGCCCCGCGGUCGACGCCGUCACGGUGAAUGUGGGCGGGAAGACGGAGACGAUGGGGAUGGCUCCGCCAGCGGCGUCCGCUGCUGCGAAGGCCACGGCUGGGGUUGGGUUCGUGGAUUUCAGUGACGAUCUCGAUCUGGAUGUCGACGACGACGAUGACGACGCCCUCAUUGACGAGGAUACGCUUCUCACUGAGGAGGAUCUGCGGCGGCCGAUCCAGCAGCCCCCGGAGUGCCAACCGCAGCCGGGGAAGAAGAGGCGGGCGUGCAAGGACUGCACAUGCGGUCUGGCCGCGAGGCUCGAAGCCGAGGACAAGGCGCGGCGCACCAAGGCGGAUAAGGAUCUGGGUUCACUGAAGCUGAAGUCGGAGGACCUGAACGAGCUGGAUUUCACCGUUCAAGGCAAGACUGGCUCUUGCGGCAGCUGUUACCUGGGCGAUGCUUUUAGAUGCUCUGACUGUCCUUAUAUUGGUCUACCUGCAUUCAAACCCGGCGAAGAAGUCAAGAUCCUUAACAACGCUGUCCAAUUGUAGAGCAGCUCUAAUGAUACCCAACAACACCGACGAAUACCAGUCAGACGAUAGCAACAGAGUACGCUGUGUCGGGAAGGUGGACGACUGUUCCCUUCAGUGCAGGGGAGGCACCUAGCUGAUCUGCCCACGCAGCUCUCUCUAGCAGGUGUACUGUACCGGAUGGCCCGAGAUCUCUGGGGAAGUUUUGGCGUCUGAAGAUCGAUACAGUACGGGGGGUUGUUACCUACAUCUUACACCAGUCUAUCUGGUACAACAACUUUACUGCUACACCAAGAUCUGGGACACGUAACCUCCCAGGGACCCUCCGUACUCCAUUAGCAGCAAAGAGUGAAAGCAGAAUGGAAUGCAAUGUUAGGAAAGACUCAAAUACACAAAAGAACCCUCCCAACCCGCUUGCGCCUUGCCAACCGAUCCCUUAGAGACCAAUGUUUAUGUAUGUAUGGGCAGAUGUAGUAUAUGUCUUUUCC